Molecule: messenger RNA, 699 nt
Organism: Glarea lozoyensis ATCC 20868
Lineage: Eukaryota; Fungi; Ascomycota; Leotiomycetes; Helotiales; Helotiaceae
Product: PRTase-like protein
Exons: 3
Coding region: 1-699 (232 amino acids)
Source: RefSeq, a predicted model, not a curated record
AUGUCUCAAUCACUACCCAAGAAUGUCCAUUGUUCGACUCACCCAUGCUUACAAGCAAAGCUCUCGCAACUUCGCGGCGCAAGUACAAAUGCAAGAGAGACAAAAGCUCUAGUACAUGAGAUUGCUUUGAUAAUUGGAUGCGAAGCUUUGGGUGCUGGAUUAUCUGCGACUGCGGGCUCUACAAGCAAGACGCCGUUAGGAUACGAUUUCACAACUACUGAAAUCUUACCGUCGACAAUCUCAAUUGUACCAAUUUUACGGUCUGGUUUAGGGAUGCUAGAUGCCGUUCAGACCCUCCUCCCGAACCCUGUACCAGUACAUCAUCUGGGACUUUUCCGCGAACCAACAACACUUGAGCCAGUAGAAUACUACAACAACCUCCCCCACCACCGUGUCGCUACCUCGACCAGCACUUCUAAUAGCGGCGCUUCAGACCUAGCUAUCCUCUUGGAUCCCGUCAUCGCUACUGGAGGUACCUGUGCUGCGGCAAUCCAGACACUGAAAGAGUGGGGUGUGAAACGCGUUAUUGUCAUUGCAAUUUUGGGAGCUGUGCCGGGGUUGGAAAGAGCUGCAGGAGAGUGGCCGGAAGGAGUAGAGAUCUGGGUUGCUGGUGUAGACAAGGCUAUCAACGAUCGAGGCAUGAUACAACCUGGGUUGGGAGAUGUCGGAGAUCGUUUGUUCUUAACAAUCGGAAAGUAA